Messenger RNA from Brassica napus (rape), 2129 nucleotides. RefSeq names its product protein RIK. The record is from RefSeq and is a predicted model, not a curated record. NCBI's taxonomy places the organism in Eukaryota, Viridiplantae, Streptophyta, Magnoliopsida, Brassicales, Brassicaceae. Gene Ontology annotation, molecular function: RNA binding. The transcript has 13 exons. Bases 118 to 1917 code for a protein of 599 amino acids. Gene Ontology annotation, cellular component: nucleus.
GCAAAAAAGAAAAAAAGGAAAAGUUUACGCCGUCCGAUUUGUGUAGCUUCUUCCAACUAAUUCUUCUUCGUAUUCGUAGCCGUGAAAUCGUAAAGAUUCCAACUUUCUAUAUUGAAGAUGACAGACAAGUGCGAUGAGGCUCGGGUUCCUCCUAGCGACUCGGCUACAACGAACGAUGCUUCUCGAACGAGGCAAAGGAGAAAGAGAAAGUGGGAUCAGCCCGCUGAGCAGCUUGUUGCAGCUGGAGUUGUGCUUCCUCGAUUAGGCAAUGCUAUCAAUGUUCCUCCUGCUGCUACUAACACUGUUGCUCCAUUCUUCCAAACCCCACUUCCAAAACUUAUUCAAGAUGAGCUAACCAUAGCUAGAGAAAUCGUUAUCAACGAUGCUGAAGCUUCUCUUAGGCACAAGCUUACUAAACGCUCAACUCAAGAAGAAAUUCAGAGGUCUACUGGUGCUGUGGUGAUUACUAGGGGCAAGUAUCGUCCUCCAAAUGCACCUCCUGAUGGUGAAAAGCCAUUAUAUCUUCACAUAUCUGCUGCUGCCCAUUUAAAAGAGACUACAGAGCGAAUUUUAGCAGUUGAUCGUGCAGCAGCUAUGAUUGAGGAGAUGAUGAAACAGAAAACAAACUCACAGGUCGGGUUGGUUGGUUCUCCGACGGUCAAGAUGCUGAACACAUGCGUUUAUUUGGGUUUUGAAGCUGACCCAUCAUCUAAUGUUGCUGCUCGUAUUCGUGGGCCUAACGAUCAGUAUAUAAAUCACAUUAUGAAUGAAACAGGAGCAACCGUUGUACUAAGAGGGCGUGGUUCAGGGAACCUUGAGAACCAACAUGGUGAAGAAGCACAGCAACCAUUGCAUCUGUUAUUGUCUAGUAGCAACCCGAAAAGCAUUGACGAUGCAAAACGUUUAGCUGAGAAUCUUAUGGAUACAAUCAGUGUUGAAUUCGGGGCUUCAAGGGUUUCCUCAAGCAAGGUGUAUGGUGCUGUACCACCACCACAGCAACUGCUUGCUGGAGCUCCGAUUCCUGAAACCGCACAAAAGCCAAAUUUGAGUUCAUCAUAUGGUUUGAUGACAUCGCCAAAUGCUGUUAAUCCAUUUCCAGUUCCUCCAGCAACAACAACUCUGUAUCCUCAGUUUCCAGUGUUUCAGCCUCCAGGGAUCUCAAACGGUGGGCACUUGCGACCAAGUCCAGUCAGUUACUUACAACCUGCGGCUGGUGGAACUAGUUAUAGUGGGUAUGCCGGAAUAUACCCUCAAGCCACUCCACUGCAACAAGUUGCUCAAGUCCUUAAGCAAUCUGUUACUCCUGUUGUCUCCACCGUGCCCCCUACUUUGUUGACAUCUGCCGCCUUAUCAAAGCCAAGUGGUAUUCCAAGUAAGGAAACGGAAAGGCGUCCACCCCAGAAGCGCAAGUUUCAGGAGCUACCAGCUGAUUGUAAAGUCCCAGCAAAAUCCAAAGAGGGUAUUCUUAAUAUUGGAGGCACCAUGUGUUUGCAGUCAUCCUUGCUUCAGUUUGGCGAUCAGAAUCAGAACCUUUUUACUUUUAAAACGUCCUUCGAAAGUCGUGACAUGUCUCCCUUGUGUGCAUGCUCCCAUAAGUCCGAGUCAGCAAUGGCAGGUGAAGUUGCUCCAAAGAAUAUACGUGAGCCAACAGCAAAUGGAGUGGGAUCACUGCCUUCACAACGAUCCAUGAUGCCUCCUCCUCCACCAAAGACCAUCCAACCACCACCUUCGAGGGAUGUGUCUCCUCCAUCAUCGAGAACCAUGCUUCCUCCACCACCGCGAUUUACACCAUCAAAACAACCUCCAGCUCCAAGAUUACAGGAGGACCAAAUCACUAUUAAGAAACCAAAUCCAGUUCCAGAUACUUUAAUAAAAUUGAUGGAGUAUGGGGAUGAUGAUGACGAUGAUGAAGACUAGACAUUGACAGUGUAAUGGUAUGAUGGAACCAUCUGAUCUGGCAAAACAAAAUUCCAGGCUAUGCUUGAAACAAUAGAGAAGCCUUGUCCUGAUAUAAAGUUAUAAGACAUUAGCUUACAUUUGUCUUGCAACCUAUUACUAUGGCUGAUUUUGUGAUGCCCCUUUUGUUGUACCUCUUUACGAAUACACACCAAUAGAGAAGCCUUUUCCAA